Tachysurus fulvidraco (yellow catfish) is the source of this 2682-nucleotide messenger RNA. Its product is annotated as UDP-glucuronosyltransferase 2B15-like. Bases 963 to 2558 code for a protein of 531 amino acids. The record is from RefSeq and is a predicted model, not a curated record. The transcript has 7 exons. Gene Ontology annotation, molecular function: UDP-glycosyltransferase activity. NCBI's taxonomy places the organism in Eukaryota, Metazoa, Chordata, Actinopteri, Siluriformes, Bagridae.
GGCCUUCAGAAUUCAGUCACUGGCUUAACAUGAAAACAAUCAUAGAUGAGCUUAUAACAAGAGGACACAGUGUGACCAUCGUUACUCACAGUGCUACACCGUUUCUACUGAAAGACCAGUCUCUGGGCUACAACAUGGAGAUCAUACAGGUGCCUCACACCAAGAAGGACAUUAUGGACAACUUGGACAGGAUUUUAAAGAACUGGAUAUAUGACUUUCCAAGUUCCUGGAUCCAAGCUUUUUUGAAUAUUGCUGAAGGCAUUGACAUUGUGACGGAGCAGAAUAAAGCAUUGUGUAGGGAACUUUUUGCACGUGAAGAUCUGCUGGAGAAGUGGAGAAAAGAAAAGUUUAAUGUUCUUCUGACAGAUCCUGUGACCAUAUGUGGUGAACUGCUUGCACAGAAGCUCAAUCUGCCCUUCGUCAUGAGUACGAGGCCAUUUUUGGCUAGUGUUAUGGAGCGACACUGUGGGCAGCUGCCAGCUCCACCGUCCUAUGUUCCUGCAUUUGGCAUAGGCUAUACAGAUCACAUGGAUUUCCUGCAGAGAGUGAAAAAUAUUUUGUUUAUCGCCUUUCAUGAUAUAGUGGUUAAUCUCAUGAUGAUGGCAAAAUGGGAUCCCUUCUUUACAGAAAUCAUGGGAACUGGAAUCCCAUCCAGGUGAAAGCUCCUGCUGUGUUCCCGAGGUUUCUGACCCUGACCACAGUGAUCCUGCUGAAGAUUAAUGAAUGUGCAUAAGCCUUGAUAAAGUUAACACAUUAUAAAUAAAAUUAUUCAGGUGAUUCUAAUUCCACUUGUGAUCUCUUUCCAUCUGUCAUCUUCAACAUGUUCUGUGUUAAUGAUCUAUAAGAUUAUGACUUUUGCCCAAGGUCCUAUGAUUUAUCUAAAAUCAUUAACCACAACUCUCCGCCUAUUUUUGAACAUGUCCAAUGUCACAAGUGACUAAGUCGACAUUUUAUUUACUACAAUGACUUGGAGAAGAUCUUCUGCCUGCUUGGUAAUUCUGCUGCUGAGCUUGUCUGAAAUGACUCACAGUGGCAAUGUGUUGGUUCUUCCUGGUGAAUACAGUCACUGGCACAACAUGCGUGUAAUUGUUGAGGAGCUCAUGGACCGGAAUCACAGCGUGACCGUUCUCACACACUCUGCCUCACCUACACUGAAUCAUGGCCAAAAGGAACGGUUCAACUCCGUGUCUUUUAAAGUCGACAUGGAGCAACAGGAGGCAGACAACUUCUGGAAGAGCUUCAUCAUUGUAUGGAUGGAUGAAAACACUACCAGCUUUCAAAAGAUGAUCUCGAUUUGGAACAUGAUGUCCAGGAUGUUUUAUUAUACACAGGUUGUGUGUGAAGGAAUGUUUGCUAACAGAGAUCUUAUGACUUCACUGAAGGAAUCACGCUUCGAUGUUCUUCUGUACGAUCCCAUGAUGCCGUGUGCUGACCUCAUGGCGGAUGCUCUUGAGUUGCCCAGUGUGAUGUCUCUCAGAGUCUCUUUCGCGUAUACUCUGGAGCGACUCUGUGGACAGAUGCCCGCUCCACCAUCUUAUGUACCUGCAGCUGCUGUUCAGGGGCAUCUCACUGAUCAUAUGGACUUUACAGGGAGAUUAGAGAACAUGCUACACUACAUCAUACAUACGGCAAUGUUCAAACUUCAGCAAAAGUUAAUAUUUGAUGAAUAUUUCAGCAGAAUAUCUGGCAAACCCACAACACUAUGUGAUACCAUGAGCAAAGCUGACAUCUGGUUAAUCAGAACUUACUGGGACUUUGAAUAUCCACGCCCGUUCCUCCCAAACUUUAAAUUUGUUGGUGGAUUACACUGUAAACCUGCAAAACCUCUACCAAAAGACAUGGAGGACUUUGUCCAGAGCUCAGGAGAUGAUGGUAUUGUGGUGUUUUCACUGGGGUCCAUGGUAAAAAACCUUACCAAAGAGAAAGCAAACACCAUAGCUUCAGCGCUCGGACAGAUUCCCCAAAAGGUCUUGUGGCGAUACACAGGUGAGAAACCAGAAACUCUUGCUCCUAAUACAAGACUCUAUGACUGGAUUCCUCAGAAUGAUUUACUAGGACAUCCUAAAACCAAGGCCUUCAUCACCCAUGGUGGGACUAAUGGAAUAUAUGAAGCUAUUUAUCAUGGAGUUCCCAUGGUGGGCCUGCCACUGUUUGCUGAUCAGCCUGACAAUAUAAAUCACAUGACAGCCAAAGGAGCUGCUGUGAUGCUUGACUUUCACAAAAUGGACUCCAAGGUCUUAAAGCAGGCUCUCGAUGAUGUCAUUAACAAUCCAUUCUACAAGGAGAGGAUGAUGAGACUAUCCCGAAUCCACCACGACCAACCGAUGAAGCCGCUAGACCAGGCCGUGUACUGGAUCGAGUAUGUGAUGCGCAAUAAGGGGGCCAAGCACCUGAGGGUUGAAGCCCAUAACCUCACGUGGUAUCAGUACCACUGCUUGGACGUUGCUGCCUUUUUACUUUCUGUAAUUGCGUUAGUUGUGUUCAUCUUUGUGAAAACAUGCAGAUUGCUCUUCCGGAAAUGUUGCAGAAAGACCUCAGCAAAGAGCAAGAAAGAGUGAAUAGGAAUGUAUUAUAAAUUACGCUUAUACACUUUUACAUAAAUUACAGGAUUAACAUGCUCGGUGUUAAAUGUAUGUCCAGGAUGUUAAAAUAAAGGUUAAAAUAAAUAUUUUGUAGCUUUCA